GUAAAUAGUUACUCUUUGGCCUUUACUAAGCCCCUGAUAUGUUUAUCCCUCAGAUCUCUUUCAAGACAUUUUGUUAAAAUUCUAACUAUUCAUUUUUCCUUAAUUUCUCGCCAUGGGCCCUGCCAAAAAAUUUUAUUCUCUAAAUCCCGGUGAAAGUCUGGAAGAGCUCAGAAGACAACGGGGGAUCAAUUUGUGUGAAUUGUUGGAUGAAAUCGAUAAAAUUGAAAAUCAGACUGAAAGAUCGAUACCAUGUAAAGAACUCGCAUUUGAAAACUUGUCAGAAGAUGAUAAAUUUGCUCAAGAACUGUUGAAAAAACUUAGAGGUGCUUUGAAUAAACUAGCUCCCGACAAUUUUUAUACCCAGUUAAUGGAAAUGCAAUGUAACUUACCAGUUCACAAUCUUCAUCUUAUGCGAAUGUUCGUCCGACAAUUGAUUCAAAAGGCUUCUAAAGAUACAUUUUAUUCACAAUUGUACGCUUAUGCUUGCAAAGCAUUGAGUUCUAUAGAACUGGUGGAGUUACCUGAAGAUGACGACUCUAUUGACACCUUUGGCGCUCUCGUCUUGGACGAAUGCUACAAAUACUUUUGUUAUAAUCGAUCUUCUCUAAAUUGGUUUUUCACAAGAGACCCUAAUCGUGAAGAAUUGAUAAGCCUAGAUAGAAAAGAAUAUAUUAAAAGAAAAACUCUUGUAGGGUUAGUGAGGUUUAUAGGUGGACUUUUCAAAGCAGAUUUAUUGUCGGUAAAAGAAACAUUUGAAUACAUCAAAAAAUUACAAAGUGAGGUCAACGAAAAGUCUAUUGAAGGCCUUUGCUGUUUACUAACGAGCUACGGUAAAGAUUUGGAAGCUGCUGCUCUUGAAUCAGAGUUUGCAGGAGAUUGGUGUGCGACAUGGGAAAGGAUUGCUAAUUUGUCUAAAAAAGAAUCAAAUUUACCAUUACGGCAGAUGUUCAUGCUCAUGGACUUGCUCGACCUGAUGAACAACGGUUGGGUCCCGAAAGAGACUUAUCAAUUACGAGCUCCUCUGUCUCAUAUUGAAAUACUAAUGGAUUACCAAGAAAUGGAAAAGGUUAUGCCGAAAAAAUCAAAGGCUAAGACACCAAAGAAGAAAAAUAAGAAUUCUAUCGUACAGCCGUCGGAAAGUGUCGAUGUCAGUGACAGUAUAAUAGCUGACGAUUCGACUGUCGUCAUGACUGAACAAGAAAUAAUACAGUUGUUAAAAUCGGAUGGAGAUAUUUAUAAUAAGCUUUCUAAUUGGGAAAUAAAAAAUUUUGAAGGAAGGAAGACUUGGUUUGUUUAUUCAUUAAUGAGAGCGAUUCUACGUGUAUCUAUUGAUGGAAAUACAUUAAAUCAGUCAAAAUUUACUGAGCAUAUUGAACUUCUGAAGAAAUAUAUAAGUUCGAGGCAAGCAGAGGUUGCUUGUAUGUAUGCUGUGCAGUAUUUGAUUGUUGUCGAAAUGUCAAAUCCAAAAGGCCUCUUGGAAAAUAUUACUUCGUUGUUAUAUAAAACCAGAGCAGUAACAUACAUCGGACUCUUGGAUUGGAGAGAAAAUUGGUCGAAGCACCCUCUGCUGGAGGUGAGGGGAAGAUCUGCUGCUCACAUAUCUCUCGCUUCUCUGUUCAUGAAACUCUUCUGGGAGAGCACCAGGCCUAACUAUAAGUCCAUCGUGAAAGAACUCAACAGCUUUGAUUUGGAACAUUUUGUUUCCUCUUCUAAACUACCACCAGAAAUCGCUAAACACCUUAAUUUGGAGAGAAGUCAACCUACUCUAUUGGAAAAGGACAAGUCGAGAAUUAAAAUUGAAGAAGAAGAAGGAGGAGGUGAAGAAGUUACUCAAGAAUCUGUGGGUUCUGUCAUAGACCCAUCAGAGGAAUCUUUAAGGAACUCGUUGUUGACACUCCUAGAAAAACUUAGUAGCCUAUCUUUACACGUUCCGGAGGAAAUAGUUGAAAACCCCAGAUCCAAGGCAGAGAGAAAGAAAUUAAAGAGAGAAAAAAAGAAGCAAGCUGCAACACUUACCGAGGAUAUUGUCAGUCCUCCGGAAUUCGGGCCUUCAACUAGUCGGAACCACAGUACUACAGGACCCAGACUCUCCACUGAAAAUGGAACAAAAACUUCAUCUGAAACCUCUUUGCCGAUAGUGGAAACAGCCAAGACUGGGAAGAGAAACUACAUUUCCCGUGCCCCAGUAGCUGGACGUAGUCAGGUGACAAUUAUCCCUAUUGAAUAUCCUUCCGUCCAGUUGUCCAAGGAUCAGAGUGAUGAAAUUAAAUCAUAUAUUAUCAGUAUGAUAGAUGGGUUAGAUGUAAAAGGAGAUGUCCACCCUGAGUUUAGUCGCUUUAGCUACCACCGUGGAGGAUGCAUCAUUGCUUGCGACAACCAUGACACCAAGAACUGGUUGACAAGCAUAAUAGAGAAUUACACCAUCAGUGGGGGCAUUGCGCUCUGUACUGGCAGUAUGAAUGAAAAUGGGACAAAAACUCCAUUGGAAACCUCUUUGCCGAUAGUAGAGACAGCCAAGACUGAGAAGAGAUGCUAUGUUUCUCGUGCCCAAGCAGCUGGAGGUGACCAGAUGGCAAUUAUCCCUCAUGAAUAUCCCUCCAUCCAGCUGGCCGUAUCCAAGGAACAGAAAAGGAAACUAAGGAGAGAAAAAAAGAAGCAAGUUGCAGCACUUAGCAAGAAUACUGCCAGUCCUCUGGAGUUAGAACCUUCGACUAGUAGGACCCAGAGUACUACAGGACCCGAACUCUCCACUGGAAAUGGGCCAAAAACUUCACCAGAAAUCUCUUUGCCAACAGUAGAGACAGCCAGGAUUCCAGAAAUCUCUUUGCCAACAGUAGAGACAGCCAGGAUUCCAGAAAUCUCUUUGCCAACAGUAGAGACAGCCAGAAUUCCAGAAAUCUCUUUGCCAACAGUAGAGACAGCCAGGAUUCCAGAAAUCUCUUUGCCAACAGUAGAGACAGCCAGGAUUCCAGAAAUCUCUUUGCCAACUGCAGAGACAGCCAAGAUUCCAGAAAUAUCUUUGCCAACAGCAGAGACAGCCAGGAUUGGGAAGAGAAACUAUGUCGCCCGUGCCCUAGCAGCUGGGGGUAGUCAGGUGGUAAUUAUCCCUAGUGAUUAUCCUUCCACCAUGUUGUCCUGGGACCAGAGUGAAGAAGUUGUAUCAUAUAUAGUUGAUAUGAUAGAUGGGCUAGAAGUACAUGGUGAUAUCCAUCCUCAGUUUAGUGGAAAAAGAUACCGCCUUGGGGGAUGUAUCAUUGUGUGCAACAACCAACACACUAAGGACUGGUUGACUAGCAUUAUAGAGAAUCAUACCAUCACUGGGGGUAUUAUGCUCCGUAUUGGAAAUAUGGAUGAGCUUAAGAAGAUAAGGAGGAUGAGUGCAUAUUUUGGGGGUGAGAAGAUUCCAGGACACCAAAUUUUGAGAAGGCUCCGCAUACAGAAUGCCAAUAUCCAAGAUAUUGAUAAAUGGACAUUAAGGUUCACUAGAGUAAAGGAUAAUGGGGUCUAUAUAGUCUUUCAAGUCCCCGAAACCAGUGUGCAUGAUCUUGAGAAAAGAAACUUUUUAAUGUCAUAUAGCUUCAGUACUGUGAACCUUACAGUGGUUCUCAGUAGGAAGUGGAAUGUACCUACUAAUGAGGAGAAGGCCAAAGCAGUCAUAACAGGAAAUGAUUCCAAGCCAUUGAAGAAGAAGGGAACCGUUGUCGCUGUUGGCACCAAAACUAAUGUUGUUCAGAAUGCAGGGGGUGGGAAGUCUUUUGACCUUGAGUCUACUGUUGAGACCAUCUCUCAGCUCUCUUUGGGAAGUGGCCAUCUGGAAGCCAGUCAUUAGUAAUAGAAGUUGCUGCAGACCAAUCAGCACCACUGCAUAGCAGCUGUUGUAUACUGUGACGGUGUGUUAAAGGAAUCAAAAUGGAGGAGGAAAGGGACAAAACAGCAUUGUUAAAAAAGCAGUUAAGUAAGACAACGGAGUGAAGUCCCAGUUCUUCUGCUUUUUAGUGUUGUUUUUAAAUUUUUUUUAUUUCCGUUUCAAAUACAGAUCAAAAAUUAAUUUUUGUUGCUUAUUUUUAUAUUUAUCUCUAAACUCGAGGCGGGAAAAACAUUUAAAUUGUGAUAUCUGUAUUUUCUUAUUAUUAUGUAAUUACUUUAUUGUAUUUGUUAAUCAUAAUAAUAAUUAUAUUACCAGUUCAUUAGAUUUAAGAUAUGUCUAUGUAUUAAGUUGACGUUAAAUGGUUGUGUAUUAUAAGAUUAUGUAUGCUUGAAAGAGAAAUAAAGGAUUCUUUUAAUGAGACAUUAGUUUUAAGGAAAAAAAAAAUCAUUUAUUUGUUUGUUUAAUUAAUAAAUUAACUUAAUGGAAAAACUUGAAUGGUUUUGUGAUAAGUAUUUGUAAGCUUAUAUUAUUUUGAUGUGUUCAAAUUGAAAUAUGUUGAAGUAUGAAUAGCCUUAUAACAGAAAGCUAUUGUUAUUUAAACAAUAUAUAUGGUAACUACUUGCAACUAUUUGUUAUCAUUUUUUUACUCCC
Nezara viridula (southern green stink bug) is the source of this 4519-nucleotide messenger RNA. The record is from the annotation of a GenBank genome assembly. NCBI's taxonomy places the organism in Eukaryota, Metazoa, Arthropoda, Insecta, Hemiptera, Pentatomidae.